Messenger RNA from Vicia faba (fava bean), 2703 nucleotides. NCBI's taxonomy places the organism in Eukaryota, Viridiplantae, Streptophyta, Magnoliopsida, Fabales, Fabaceae. The record is from the annotation of a GenBank genome assembly.
AUGAACUUAAGAAAAUCUUUGGCUUAUAAUUUUUAUGGUCUGAAAAUAUGGGUGGCCUUUCUUCUUGUUUUGGUUUUCAUCCUUGGGACACAAUCUGCCACAACAGUAUCUCAAAUUCAAAUGGAAGCAACCGCCAUAUUGAAUAGUGGAUGGUGGGAUACAUCUUACCAGGAGAGGUCUGAUGCACAGAAUAAUAUCAAAAGACGUUGCGAUUGGCGCGGUAUAUUAUGCAAUGAGGAUGGAAGCAUCAAAGAAAUCAACAUGAAAAGUCCUAUUCUUGAUGCUAAAUUUUCAGCACUCAAACUAUCUGCUUUUCAAAGUUUAGAAAUUCUUGUUUUAAGUUCAAUUGGACUGCGAGGGACUGUUCCAGUUGAAAUCGGUCUCCUCUCCAAGCUCACUCAUCUUGAUUUGUCUUCUAACUAUCUUGAAGGUAGCAUACCUCCUUCAUUACAGAAUCUCACAAAACUCACUCAUCUUGAUUUGUCUUUUAAUAUGUUUAAAGGUAACAUACCUCCUUCAUUACAGAAUCUCACAAAACUCACUCAUCUUGAUUUGGCUUCUAACUAUCUUGAAGGUAACAUACCUCCUUCAUUACAGAAUCUCACAAAACUCACUCAUCUUGAUUUGUCUUCUAAUAUAUUUGAAGGUGAAAUACUUCCUUCAUUACAGAAUCUCACAAAACUCACUCAUCUUGAUUUGUCUUCUAACUAUCUUGAAGGUAACAUACCUCCUUCAUUACAGAAUCUCAUAAAACUCACUCAUCUUGAUUUGUCUUCUAAUAUGUUUAAAGGUAACAUACCUCCUUCAUUACAGAAUCUCACAAAACUCACUCAUCUUGAUUUGUCUUCUAAUAUGUUUGAAGGUGAAAUACCUCCUUCAUUACUGAAUCUCACAAAACUCACUCAUCUUGAUUUGUCUUCUAAUAUGUUUGAAGGUGAAAUACCUCCUUCAUUACUGAAUCUCACAAAACUCACUCAUCUUAAUUUGUCUUCUAAUAUGUUUGAAGGUGAAAUACCUCCUUCAAUAGGCAACUUUAAACAAUUAAAGUAUUUGGAUAUCUCUCAUAACAGCUUUAACGGUUCCAUUGCCUUACUAGGAAAUCUCACACAACUACAAGUGUUAGACAUCUCUAGCAACAUGAUUCAAGGUUCCAUUCCUCGUGAGUUGAGGUUCCUAAAAAAUCUCACAAGAUUAAAUCUAUCUUACAAUAGAUUUAGAGGUAAGGUGCUUCCAUCACUAGAAAAUCUCACAAAACUCACUACUCUUGAUUUGUCUUGUAAUGCACUUCAAGGUGAAAUAACUCAUUCACUAGGCAAUCUUAAACAACUAAAUCACUUAGACAUCUCUAACAAUUUGUUCAACGGUUCCCUGCCAUCUAACUUGGAUCAACUACCCAAUUUGCGAGUGUUAGAUUUAAGUAAAAACUUUAUCGGUGGGACCUUUCCAGUUUCCUUAAGAAAUCUUUCUCAAUUAGACAUACUUGACAUUUCCCACAAUUUACUCCUUGGCCCCCUUCCUUCCACAAUGUUCCCAUUUCUCACAGUGGACCUCAGUUACAACCAUUUUAGUGGAGAAGUCCCAUAUUCGUUUGGAAGUUUUGAACGACUUUAUCUCAACAAUAACAAUUUAACAGGAACGAUUCCCAAAUCUCUCUGUGGUUCCGGUUACGUGGAUAUUUCCUACAAUUGUUUCAAGGAUCUCAUUCCACAUUGUAGUAACAUUUAUACGAGGAACAAGGAUGAAUGUAUCAACAUUUCUUUUAACAAAUUCCAACAUGGGUCACCUCAUAAGACAAAGAAUAGAGAAAGGCAUUUUAUUGUCAUAGGAGCUUAUGGAAGUGUUUAUAAGGCACAAUUACCAUGUGGUAAAGUUGUUGCCUUAAAGAAACUUCACGGAUAUGAAGCUGAGAUUCCAUCUUUUGACGAGAGUUUUAGAAAUGAAGUGAAAAUAUUGUGUGAAAUUAAGCAUCGACAUAUUGUGAAGCUUUAUGGUUUUUGCUUGCACAAAAGAAUAAUGUUUUUGAUUUACCAAUACAUGGAGAGAGGAAGCUUGUUCUCUAUCUUAUAUGAUGAUGUAGAAGCCAUAGAAUUCAGUUGGAGAAAGAGAGUUAACUUUGUGAAAGGAGUUGCAUUUGGUUUGUCAUAUCUUCAUCAUGAUUCCCUGCCUCCCAUUGUGCAUAGAGACGUAUCUAGUGGCAACAUCUUGCUAAAUUCUGAAUGGGAGCCAAGUGUAGCUGACUUUGGCACAGCUCGAAUUCUUCAAUACGAAUCAUCCAACCGAACCAUAGUUGCUGGAACUAUUGGAUAUAUCGCUCCAGAGCUUGCAUAUACUAUGGUUGUGAAUGAAAAGUGUGAUGUAUAUAGUUUUGGUGUAGUUGCACUUGAAACUUUAGUGGGAAGACAUCCUGGAGAUAUAUUGGCAUUACUUCAAUCAACAUCAACAAAAGAUAUCAAAUUAUGUCAAGUAUUGGAUAAGCGUCUCUCACUUCCAAACAAUGACAUAGUUAUACGCGACAUAAUUCGUGUUGCGGUACUUGCAUUUGCCUGCUUAAAUCUAAAUCCUUGUUUACGGCCAACAAUGAAAAGUGUUUCGAAAAGUUUUGUCAUUGAGCUUCCACCAUUCAGCAUUCUUUUGAGUGGAGUUUCGUUGCAACAACUCAUGAGUCAUGAACUCAAGGCUUUAUUUCAUAUUGCGAAUCUUUGA